Messenger RNA from Bradysia coprophila, 980 nucleotides. RefSeq names its product short coiled-coil protein B. The record is from RefSeq and is a predicted model, not a curated record. Gene Ontology annotation, cellular component: trans-Golgi network. Lineage: Eukaryota; Metazoa; Arthropoda; Insecta; Diptera; Sciaridae.
UGUCACUUGACAUUUUAGGUGACGCAUAAACGUAAAUAUUCGCUUUGUUUGGAUUUUCUAAAAAAAAUUUCCUGGAAAAAUCUCAAAAUUUGCACAGUUUUUCGUAGUUAAAAACCAACUAAAAUGUCCUUGACUGGAAAAAUCGAAGAUGAUAACAUUCCAUUAGCCGACGACGAUCCACAAGCAAUUAUCAAUGAGGACAGCGGGGAUGGCGGUAUGGCUAACGGUAGAUCAAUGGAUUCAUUACGAAGUUCAUACACGAACAGCAGUUCCAAUUCAGAGCUAGACAAUGACAUUAAUCCAGAUGAUAAGGAAGAAAAGGCCAGGUUGAUAUCACAGGUCUUGGAGCUACAAAACACCUUAGACGACCUAGCCCAGCGAGUAGACAGUGUUAAAGAGGAGAAUCUCAAAUUAAAGUCUGAAAAUCAAGUACUGGGCCAGUACAUUGAGAAUUUGAUGUCGGCAUCGUCCGUGUUUCAGUCGACAAGUCCAAACACAAAGAAAAAAUAAAAUCAAAAUUUUUUUUUUUGUAAAAAUCAAUUGUGUGCUUUGGAUGACUGGGACAAACUGUAUAGGUGGUGUGUUCCAGAACACAUGGCGUAAUAUUUGGUGAUUCCUCCGCAACAUAGAGCUUAAUAUUUAAUUGUAUUUUUUCCAGUAUUUAUUUAUAAAUUGCUGCAUUUUCUUGUUAUAACAAAAAGCAACAACAUUCUCAUCGAUGGUAAAACAAAACUAAGUUUAGAAAGUCUCGACAUGGACAAAUUUUUUAUUUUCACUUGAUCUAUAGAAAUUUCUAUUUGAAUUUAGUUUUGAUUUUGAAAUUUCGAUAAGACGUUGUCUUCUGACAGAUCAAGUUUUUGAUAAAAAAUAUUUUUUAGUGCGCUUAUUGUCACCUUUCUAUCCGAAAAGAACAAAAAAAAAUUAAAUAAUUGUUUGUUAUUGUCUAUGAAUCGUUCAAAAUAAAAAUGCUUAUAACUAAA